AUGGUCGAUUCAAAACCAAGAGAAAAAUGGUCAGGCAGUGCUGAUUUUCUUUUUUCAUGCAUUGGUUAUGCCAUUGGUCUUGGUAAUGUUUGGCGAUUUCCUUAUUUAUGUUAUCAACAUGGUGGAGGAGCAUUCCUUAUUCCAUACUAUGUAACAUUAAUCUGCGGUGGUAUACCUUUAUUUUUUCUUGAAGUAGCUCUCGGUCAAUAUACAAGUAUUGGUGGUCUUGGUAUAUGGAGAAUAUGUCCAAUGUUCAAAGGUGUUGGUUAUGCUGCAGCUAUAAUAGCAUUUUGGCUUAAUUGCUAUUAUAUUGUUGUACUUGCUUGGGCUUUAUAUUAUGCUUAUAAUUCGGUAAUUAGUUCAAUAUUACCAUGGUCAACAUGUACUAAUUGGUGGAAUUCACCAUCAUGUCGUACAUUACCACAAAUGCGUAAUUAUUCAUCAUUGUUGACAUGUUCAUCAAUACAAUUCAAAACAAAUGCAUCAAUGAUGGUAUGUCUAAAAAAUGUCACUGAUCAUCUUGCACAAUUUACAAGUCCAGUUAAAGAAUUUUGGGAACGUAAUGCAUUACAAAUUACAGAUGAUAUAAGUGAACCAGGUUCAUUACGUAUGCCAUUAGUUAUAACAUUAGGUAUUUCUUGGAUAGCAUGUUAUUUUUGUAUUUGGAAAGGUGUUAGAUGGACAGGAAAAGUUGUUUAUUUUACAUCAAUGUUUCCUUAUUUAUUAUUAUUUAUUUUACUUAUUCGUGGUUUAACACUUGAAGGUGCCAUGGAUGGUAUAAAAUAUUUAUUUAUACCUGAUUUAACAAAAUUAAAAACAUCUGCACUUUGGAUUGAAGCAUCAACACAAAUAUUUUUUAGUUAUGGACUUGGUUUAGGUGCACUUGUUGCAUUAGGAAGUUAUAAUAAAUAUAAUAAAAAUUGUUAUAGAGAUACACUUAUUUUGGCUGCUUUUAAUGAAGGAACUUGUUUAAUAAGUGGUUUUGUCAUCUUUUCUGUCAUUGGAUUUAUGGCUAAAACUGAAGGACGAAAAAUUAGUGAAGUAGCUGAUUCAGGACCUGGUUUAGCAUUUGUUGCUUAUCCGGCUGCAGUUGCUCAAUUACCAUUUUCACCAUUUUGGUCAGCACUUUUUUUUAUUAUGAUUAUUUUUAUUGGUCUUGAUAGUCAGUUUGUGACAAUGGAAGGUUUUAUAACAGCAUGUGUUGAUGAAUGGCCAAUUUUACGUCGACGAAAAGAAUUAUUUAUAGCUUUUGUUUGUCUAAUAUCUUAUUUAAUUGGUUUACCAACAGUUACUCAGGGUGGAAUGUAUGUAUUCAAAAUUCUUGAUUAUUAUUCAGCUAGUGGUUGGUGUUUACUUGUAUUACUUUUCUUCGAAUGUAUCAGUGUAUCAUGGUUUUAUGGUGCCGAUAGAUUUUAUGAAGAUAUUAAAGAUAUGAUUGGUUUUUAUCCUGGAAGAUUUUGGAAAUGGUGUUGGAUUGUAUUUACUCCUCUACUUUGUACUAGUAUUGCAAUAUUUAGUCUUAUUGAAUAUGAACCGGUCAAAUAUAAAAAUUAUCAAUUUCCUAAAUGGGCUGAAUAUAUUGGUUGGUGUAUUGCACUUUCAUCAAUUUUAGCUAUACCAAUUUAUAUUAUAAUUAUAUAUUCAAGACAAACUGGUUCAUUUAAAGAACGAUGGAAAAAAAUUACAACACCAACUAUUGAUCGAAAUCGAUCCAUAGAUGAUAAUGAUAAGGAAACAAAACAACGGAUGCUUACAGAUCAUACAACAGCUAUGACAAAUCUCUAA
Messenger RNA from Rotaria sordida, 1785 nucleotides. NCBI's taxonomy places the organism in Eukaryota, Metazoa, Rotifera, Eurotatoria, Philodinida, Philodinidae. The record is from the annotation of a GenBank genome assembly.